GCGGCGCUUUUAAUUUUGUUGAAACUACAACAGAAACUAACGUCGAUGAGGGACAUGUCCAUGCUGUCACAACGGUGCUCGGUGGCAUCAUUAUGUUUGUUUGUGCCGCCAUAGGUAUCCCGACGAAUGCAUACGUGUUGAUGAGAAUUGUUAAUAAGCGGCUUAUGUGGAGUAGACAUCCUCUUGUCUCGCAGCUGGUAAUUCUAGGAAUGUUUGCAUCAUCUAUCCAACUAGGGCUAAUGUUUGUGGACAUGGUAGGGAAUCCUAUUAAGGGAUACGAGCUGAAAAUGUGGUGUCGCGCGAAAUAUUUCUUUCUACGGACCUUGUGGGGAACUCAGAUGUUUUCUUUAGCAUUUAUUGCCGUACGAAGAGCUCGUAUCGUGUGUAGGACACACUCCGGUCCGAUCUCAAACUGGCCUGAUUUUGUUGGUAUCAUCUUAUCAUGGUUGUGUUUAGUCUCAUUUAACAUAUAUAUCAUGGGGACCGAUAAAGAGGAACGUAAUGCUGCAUUCGAACUAUGCUUUAAAGGACAUGUUGGUAUAUCGAAUGAAAGUAUUGAACGAUCUGAUAGUGUCAUUACGACCCAUUUCACUUCACUUUAUCUUGGGGUAGCUCUCGUUGUUAUGGCGACAUCUUAUAUGGUUUUAUUGAAGCAUAUCAACAACAAAGUGGCGCCAAGCGUGUCCUCUCCACACGCCGUGUUUAUCAUUCAUACCCCCACUUAUUCCAGUCCUUCGCCAGAAAUAGCAACCACUCUUUUGGAGACCCCAAACAUCUUGACAGCAAAUUUCCCAAGGUGGCACGAUAGUGAAAUUCUAACGGAGAGCCCAAUUGCAACAGGUGGUGUUCACAUAUCCAUGUCUGAAAUCCAAGAACAAUCUGAUGAUCUGUUUGUGAUCCAUGAGACUGCCGAAAAUGUCAGUUGUUCAGGUGCCGAAGAAUCACCAGAACGAGUGAACGUUAAUUCUCCUGAAGAAGAAAAUAAUUCCAGACGCACUGAGGAGCCUGUUGUUGAUGAAACUGAAAAUGGUAGGAACGUGUUCGCAGCUGACCAUUCAAACCAUCAAGGACUUGCAGGUUCUGGAUCGUCUGAAUCAUCGUAUCAAAGAAAAUUCACUCCAAGCUUCCGAAAAAGACUCGAUCCAUCAGAAUAUUGCAACUGUAAUGUGCGAUAUUCAAACUCUUCGGGGUCAUCCGGACUGCUGACACCGCGAAGUUAUUUCUCCGGUUCUGGAUCUGGCUCGAGAUCAUCUACGUCGUCGAUCUCUCAAGGAAAAUCAACAUCACGCUUUUCACAGCGGUAUUCACGUGGGUCAAAUGAUUCGAGGUGGAGUUUCACUACAAGAGCAUCUGAUCUGAGCGUUGCAAGCGAACCGGUUUCAGCUGGAGUGGGGUUUGAUUCUAGCUUGCCGCCCCUUCGGC
Molecule: messenger RNA, 1422 nt
Organism: Owenia fusiformis
Lineage: Eukaryota; Metazoa; Annelida; Polychaeta; Sabellida; Oweniidae
Source: the annotation of a GenBank genome assembly